This is a messenger RNA of Carya illinoinensis, 1113 nucleotides long. RefSeq names its product protein PEROXIN-4. The record is from RefSeq and is a predicted model, not a curated record. The coding region runs from base 333 to 806 and encodes 157 amino acids. The transcript is spliced from 7 exons. Lineage: Eukaryota; Viridiplantae; Streptophyta; Magnoliopsida; Fagales; Juglandaceae.
CAGAGUGGACACUAGGGUUUUCAAUUCUCGGUUUUGGCCAUUCGGUCAGACGAAUCUCGAAGGUGAAGUGCCGAAGAAAAACUUCUAUUCGCUGCUGGGUAUAUCUUGGUUCAUUUUCUUCGUUGCUCUUCGCGGUGCCGUGUGGGUAUGCCCUUUUCGGUUCCUAUAUUUUCCCUUUCUGCGAGAUCUGUAUCUGAAGGACUCCUUCAGGCUUAUCUAGUACCGAAUUAGAGUCUGUCACUGUAGCUUUCAUCCACUACUCGUCUUCGGCUUUCAGGUGGUUUACUGUUAGGUUUUCACUCUCGACAAAUUUGAUCGGCAGGAGAAGCAAAAUGCAGGCAUCUAGGGCAAGGCUUUUCAAGGAGUACAAAGAGGUGCAGCGGGAAAAAAUGGCUGAUCCAGAUAUUCAAUUAGUUUGUGAUGAUUCCAACAUAUUCAAAUGGACUGCUCUUAUCAAGGGCCCGUCAGAGACUCCCUAUGAGGGUGGCAUCUUCCAGCUUGCUUUUGCUGUUCCUGAGCAGUAUCCUUUGCAACCUCCUCAAGUGAGGUUCUUAACAAAAAUUUUUCAUCCAAACGUUCAUUUUAAGACAGGAGAGAUUUGCCUUGAUAUUUUGAAGAAUGCAUGGAGCCCUGCGUGGACACUCCAAUCUGUUUGUAGGGCUAUUAUUGCUUUGAUGGCCCACCCAGAACCUGAUAGCCCAUUAAAUUGUGAUUCAGGUAACCUUUUGCGUUCUGGCGAUAUUAGAGGGUACCAAUCCAUGGCAAGGAUGUAUACUAGGCUUGCAGCCAUGCCCAAGAAAGGCUGAAUUGUAUGUGUGCUGUAUACUCUGGAUUUUGUGUCUGCAUUCAUAAUGUUGUCAAAUGUUGUUGGUGGUAUGCAAAGAUGUUAUGCAAAAACAUAAUCCAAGUCAGAGAAUGUCAACUUUUUUUUUUUUCUGUCAUUUACUUGGAACAUGGAGCGUGCUUACAAAUUACAAUAGUCCGUGUUGUUUACUUAUAUAAAAAAAAGACAAUAGUCCGUGUUGUCAUGAUGAAGAUAAAUGUUGAUUUCCUUCCAUCAGUUGGUCUGGACGAUAGUAUGAAUUGGUUUUAUGCAAGUAGUCGUUGUGAGGA